Molecule: messenger RNA, 1025 nt
Organism: Labrus bergylta (ballan wrasse)
Lineage: Eukaryota; Metazoa; Chordata; Actinopteri; Labriformes; Labridae
Source: RefSeq, a predicted model, not a curated record
GUCACAUGACAUGAGGUUUGGUGGUGAGCCAGCAACAGAGACACUCCGGUCACCUCUAAGUGCUCUAUCAUUUUAGAAUAGGAGGCCUGCAUGUACAAUUUAACAGAGAUCACAGUUUGAAGGAGUGAUUGGAUGAUGCAGACCUUCACAGCCAUAAGAUCCUUUGUUUUCCACUAUCCUAAAACUAUUGCUGUGGUCACAGUUACAGGAGUGGGGCUUUUUGGAGCAAAGAAAUGGAUGGCAGGUGGAGUUUGUCACAGCAAAGCCCGACUGGACGGAAAAACUGUCUUGAUCACAGGAGGAAACACGGGGAUUGGCAAAGAAACAGCUGUUGACAUGGCUCGAAGAGGCGCCCGGGUCAUUCUGGCCUGCAGAGACAUGGACCGAGCUAAUAACGCUGCAGAGGACGUGAAGAAGAUGAGCGGUAGUGUCAAUGUUGUUGUGAAAAAAUUGGACUUGGCAUCUCUCCAAUCAGUGCGGCAGUUAGCUGAAGACGUUCUAGCGAGUGAAGAGAGGCUGGACGUUCUCAUCAAUAACGCAGGUGUUAUGAGCUGUCCAAAAUGGCAAACCGAAGAUGGCUUUGAAAUGCAGCUCGGUGUGAACCACCUGGGCCACUUCCUAUUAACGCACUGCCUGUUGGAUCUCCUGAAGAAGUCAGCCCCGAGCCGCAUUGUCAAUGUCUCCAGUCUAGCUCAUGAAAGAGGUCAAAUCUAUUUUGAUGACAUACACCAGGAGAAAGAUUACCGCCCUUGGAAAAGCUAUUCACAAAGUAAACUGGCAAAUGUUCUCUUUACAAAGGAGCUGUCCAACAGGCUACAAGGUACAGGGGUUAAUACUUACAGCCUUCACCCUGGAGUGAUCCGGACUGAGCUGGGACGACACUUCUGGCCCACGAUGCCCCUGUGGAAGAGAGUUGUGUACACACCGCUCAUGUUCUUCAUCAAGUCCCCAGCAGAGGGGGCUCAAACCACCAUUUACUGUGCCGUGGAGGAGAGCCUGCAGAAUCAAAGUGGACUCUACUACAG